Rhea pennata is the source of this 1048-nucleotide messenger RNA. It is a transcript of the gene MCRIP2, whose product is annotated as MAPK regulated corepressor interacting protein 2. Lineage: Eukaryota; Metazoa; Chordata; Aves; Rheiformes; Rheidae. The transcript has 5 exons. The record is from RefSeq and is a predicted model, not a curated record. Bases 168 to 602 code for a protein of 144 amino acids.
GGUCCGUUAAAGGGCCCCGGCGACGGCGCGCGGCGUUCGCAUUCGUCUGGCAGCAGGCGGCAGCGGCUCCGCGGGGGUCCCGGUGCCGCCGCGGUUCCCCGGGCAGGGCCGGGGAAGGCAGGGCCGGGCGAGGGCUGCCUGCCUGCCUGCCCGCCUGCCUGCGGCGCAUGAUGUACACCAUCACGCGGGGCCCCAGCAAGCUGGCCACGCAGCGGCGCACAGGUCCCACACAGCAGCAGGUGGAGAGCAAGCUGGGCGAGCUGCGGGGCCGGCACCAGCCCAGCCCCUGGCCCCUCUCGAGUCCAGCCCAGAAACUUGUGUUCAACAGAGUGAAUGGCAAAAGGCCACAAGCGCUGCCACAACAUGUUUCAGCCCCUGAGGAGUGCUACACUUUGGCCCACGAGGAGAACGUCCGGUUCGUCUAUGAAGUCUGGCAGCAGGUAGAGCAGCAGCUAGACGACAGCCAGAGAGGGGAGAACGUGUGCGGCCCUGUGCAAUACGUAGAGAAAACCCCGAACCCCGGACUGAAAAACUUUGUUCCCAUCGACCUGGAGGAGUGGUGGGCACAGCAGUUUCUGGCCAAAAUUGAAAACUGCUCAUAAAAGAAAAAAAGUAACCCACAAAAGCUAAAAGUAUCUGGUCAGAAACCAGAAUCGGCGAGAUCUAGAAACGUUUUUUUUUUUUUAAAAAAAAAAAAGAAAAAAACAAAAAUGAAAAAACAAAAAUCAAGUGACCCACUCUCCCAGCCCACUGAGGACAGCGGGAAUGGACCACAGCCAUGCUCGGCUGAGCGCCUGCUGCUCCCUGCCUGCCUGUGCCCAGCAUGGGGGCAGAGGAGCUGUGUGUGGCCCCAGCCAGGAUUCCUUAAGUGCCAGUUUUCAGACAGUUGCAGCUCCUGCAGCCUAUAGAUGCCAUGGACACAGCAGUGCCAUGCUGGGUGGACAGAGGGAGGCGUGCAACCCUUCCCACCCUCACCCCAUGGCCGCAGGAAGAGACUGGAGCUUCUCUGUAGCCAGGACCGUGAGACAAUAAAGUGCUGAAACUGCCA